UUGUGUUCUUGCCGAUUUGAGCAUCGAGAUUUCGACAGCUGCGGCAAACGAUUUCUAGAGCGAAGUUUUUGAAGCGGAAUUGAAUUUCCAAAUUUUGCCCGAAACAUGUGUCAAAUAUUAUCGUGAAUCUUUUCCUGAUGGCUUUCGCAAUCGGUUAGUGGUACUUGGAAUGCUCUGCUAGAUCACUUGGGAAUUGAUCGUUGGCUACGUUUUUGUUUCCUCUUUAAAUUUGCUCACCGUGAAAUGGACCGCAUUAAGCAAGAGGAAGCAGUAGUAACUAACCCGAAACCAGUUAAACGCGAAGUGGACGAUGCUAGUAUUGAUUUGCCUGGACGUUCACAAUCAUGCAAUGGUCUCCAUAGUUCGAGCUCUGCCAAGCGCAUUAAAAGCGAAAACACUGUUAUACAAGCGUCGGACCAGCUUGCUAUAAAUCCUGCAUACUGCACCUCGGAUUUUCAGAAUGCCGUGUGCUCAUUGCUGAAACUGUUUGCAACAGCUAAUGCAAAUUUAGACGCCACCGGAGCGGAACAUGCUGCACUUUUGAAAAACAUGGUCUUUCGUCGACCGUUCAGCCACAUGAUUUUUCCGAACUUUUUUACGGCCAACCAAGCAAUCGAACAGGUGGAAAAUGAACUUCUUUCACAGAAAUUUCAGGCGAUACACAAAGAUCUGUUCCAGCUGUCGCAGACGAAAGAGCUCAGAUCUGUUCCUGAAUUUGCCAUGCUGUGCAGAACUUUGGAAAACGAAGUGCAUGACUGGGUAUCGGCAAUAACAGGUGUCCCGUUGAGCGACGAAGUGGAUGUUCGCGGCGCUAUGUACCGUUACACAGACCGACUGAUGUGUCACGACGACAAACUGACCACGCGGAAAGUGGCUUAUGUUUAUUACUUGACGGAUGCAGAGGAUUGGGAUGUCGCUGAUGGAGGCACACUGGAUCUCUUUGACAGUCUUUGUGUUGACCUCGUUAUGGUGCCUGGAGAGAUUGUUAAACGCAUUCCGCCGAAGCGGAAUUCCCUCGUGUUGUUUCUCGUGCGCGAUGAUUCAUUUCAUCAGGUGAGUGAAAUCGUUAAUCCCCGGAAAUCUCGCCUCUCCAUAACUGGAUGGUUUCAUUCCCCGCAAUCAGCGGCAGCGAUUGUUGAAUACCAAACCAUGCCAGCUUCCGGUUCUAUGGAAUUCACUGAGGCUGAUCAGAACAACGCGCGAAUAUGUAAACUGGCUCGCCAAGACGACAGGCAGUCGGAAAUAUGGAAAGCUAAAUGUCGGGAGACAUUUCUCAAGCAACAACGCCUUAAUAUCCCGGAAAUUCUGGAUCUGGCAUUUUACCGUACGUUGGUUAGCGAGCUGAGGGAAAAAGAUCACCUUAUUCCAUGGAUGACUCCAUCUAAUCGUAAUCAGGCCGGACAUUAUCGAUAUUUUGAUCUCCGGCAGCGUUUUGUAAAAGAUUUUAAAUGUCUUGAUCUGCUGGUGGACACGAUACUGACUGACCAGUUCCUCCAGUCAGUCAGUGAUAUUACUGCCAUUAAUAUGGGAUCGAUUAUUAGUGGACCUCCAGAUCAAAGUAAAAAACCGGAAGAGAAUGCCAAGGAGAACAAGCCCUUCGCUACCGCUGUUCCUGGAUCCAGUAGUGAUCCUUCUGGAGAAGAUAGUUCCGAUACCACAUGGUUUCUUAGAACUGUUCAGUUUCGGUUGGAGCGAUUUGCUCAUCAGGAUUAUACCCUAAAGAAUUACGAUGCUGUUCAGCAGGGGGCAGUGCUCGAUUUGUUCUUAUUCUUUGAUUGUGAUCGUCUGGACAAAGAUUGUGGUGGAACGAUUGUAUAUGUUGAUAUGGAUAACGACGACGAUUGUUUACCGCUGACGAAGUUUAGUCCAGUAAGUAAUACGCUACAAAUGGUUCGUCGCGAGGAUUCUGUUGUUUUCUACACGGACUACGUUAAUCAUCGAUGGGCCAGACGAGCGGAUGGACGGCCGUUUUACCGGCUUUGGAUGUCUGUAUCGGCGUUACCCAGUCCACCAGGCAGCAGUACUUCCGGUAGCGAGCAUGAUGUUGACAGCGACGAAGAUGAAUCUGCUGAGGAUGACGACGACGACGAGAACUUUGAUUUAGAUGAAGACAAUCAAGAUGCGAUACCACCAACCGUGUCAGGUAGUUCGGAAGAUGAGUUGGAAGAGUAGAAACUCGAGACAACGUUCACGUUUGCCCCACUGGCUUACUACUGUGAGUCCGAUUGUUAAGUACUUUCACACCCGUUUUUAUUGUUACGGUUGAGACAGACUGUAUUUUUUGAAUCCGCACAGCUUGUUUGCUGUGCAUCCACCUGCUGUCCUCGCCUUGCGUCCAUGUAAGCACUAAGCAGAGCUUAAAACUAAAGUGUUUUGAAGAUAA
Messenger RNA from Paramacrobiotus metropolitanus, 2383 nucleotides. RefSeq names its product prolyl 3-hydroxylase OGFOD1-like. Bases 244 to 2172 code for a protein of 642 amino acids. The record is from RefSeq and is a predicted model, not a curated record. NCBI's taxonomy places the organism in Eukaryota, Metazoa, Tardigrada, Eutardigrada, Parachela, Macrobiotidae. The transcript is spliced from 11 exons. Gene Ontology annotation, molecular function: oxidoreductase activity, acting on paired donors, with incorporation or reduction of molecular oxygen; L-ascorbic acid binding; iron ion binding.